AUGAAGCUGAUUAAUAAAGUUUUAGAAAAAGAUUCCUCAGGCUACAUUACACUUCUUCCAGAAGAACUGGAGGAUAUGUGGCAUAUCUACAAUUUAGUAUCAAAGGAUGAUAUGAUUAAAGCAACAACUAUUCGUCGGGUGCAGUCUGAAAGUACUACUGGAACAGUAACAAGUCAGCGUGUUCGCAUGGUUUUGACAAUCACGGUAGAAAGUGUUGAUUUCGAUCCUAUCGUUGGUCAUCUUCGUAUCAACGGCAAGGUCUCGAGCGAAAACCCACAUGUUAAGAUGGGAAGUUAUCACACAAUUGACUUGGAAAUGAAUAGAAACUUUACUUUGUUUAAACCUGAAUGGGAUAUCAUUGCAUUAGAAAGAAUUGAAGACGCUUGUGAUAUUACAAAGCAAGCUGAAGUGACAGCCAUUGUUUGUCAAGAGGGUCUAGCGAAUAUCUGUUUUUUGACUCCCAACAUGACCAUUGUUCGUCAGCGUAUUGAAAGUCCUAUACCACGAAAAAGAAGAGGUUCUUCAACAAAGCAUGACAAGAGCUUGCUGCGUUUUUAUGAACAAAUUUACCAGGGUAUCAACCGACUUAUACACUUUGAUGUUGUAAAGGCUGUGAUCAUUGCCAGUCCUGGAUUUGUAAGAGACCAAGUGUAUGAUUAUAUUUUUGAUCAAGCCGUGAAAACGGAAAACAAAGUACUAUUGGAAAACAAAUCCAAAUUCUUGCUUAUCCACAGCUCAAGUGGACAUAAGCAUGCAUUAACAGAAGUUUUAAAAGAUCCUGCGAUACAAGCAAAAUUAGCAGACACCAAGGCGGCACGUGAAGUUCAAGCACUGGACGCCUUUUACGAAAUGAUGGAGAUGGAUCCCGAUAGAGCGUUUUACGGUUAUCAGGAUGUAUCUAAAGCAAACGAGAGAGGAGCUAUCAAUACAUUAUUGGUUACAGACGAAUUGUUUAGAUCAGCCGAUAUUGCUACACGUAAAAAAUAUGUAGUGCUAGUAGAGCAGGUGAGAGAACAACAUGGAACUGUUCAUGUUUUCUCUAGUCUUCAUCCUUCAGGAGAACAACUCAAUCAGCUUACUGGUGUAGCUGCCAUCCUGAAUUUCCCUUUGCCGGAUCUUGAUGAAUUGGAAGAGUGA
Molecule: messenger RNA, 1137 nt
Organism: Mycotypha africana
Lineage: Eukaryota; Fungi; Mucoromycota; Mucoromycetes; Mucorales; Mycotyphaceae
Product: protein pelota
Exons: 7
Coding region: 1-1137 (378 amino acids)
Biological process (GO): RNA surveillance; nuclear-transcribed mRNA catabolic process, non-stop decay; nonfunctional rRNA decay
Cellular component (GO): cytoplasm
Source: RefSeq, a predicted model, not a curated record